AUGUCGAACAACGAUCUUCAGGCUCUGUUCGCCAACAUCCGACCUCGGUCGCAAGGCCCAGCGAGCUCUGAUGGCAAUCCGGCUGCUCGAGCUACCACCUCUGCCCAACCGUCGGCUACUACAGCUUUCGGUUUCUCGUCCCCACCGCCCUUCUCGGCUGUCAACCCUGCGCACAUGCCAAACAGUCCCCCAAGUAAUACGAACACGUCGACAACCUCAAACGCUGCCUCAGCGCAGUCAUUGCUCAAUCUUCUCAAUUUCGGCACCGCCUCAUUGCCAGCUGCCGCAGCACCACUCGCUUCGCCUCCAAUUCAGAACAAUACCACGGAAAAGCAGGGUUCUGCGCCAAAUGUUUCAGCAUCAGAUCUCGUCGCCAGAUUCAUGAGCCCUCCGGCUGUACCGCAGUCUGCCCCACGACCAACAAAUGGCGAAGAUCACGGCGGUGGCCAAUCUGAAGAAGUACAGGAAGGCACAGACUCGGCCCAGAAUGCUCUCCUGAAGCUCUUGAGCAAGAGCAAGUCUUCGCAGUCGUCUCGUGCUGGCUCGGCUGAGCUCGCAAGGCCUGCUCCAGCCCAGCAAGUUGCAGAUACCGCUGAAGCUACCCCAUCACAGUCAUCUGCGGCCGAGCAGGCAUCAUCCGAACAACCGAAGAAGAUCUUCACAUACACGAAUCCUUUCGAAGCUCUCCAGGCUUCUCGCAAUGCUGGCUCAGUCGGUGGUACACCUCAGCCUAAACCAUCUGCUUCGGCAAGCUUUUCCACCCCCGUAGCUGACCGCACCGCCUCUCCUUCCGGCUCGUCCCAACGCAAGAAGCUCACACCCCGCUCUACAUCGGCGAAGGUGGAACGCCUUGCCCGCGAGAACUCAGUGAGGUCCAAUGGCACCCCGGAGCCCGUGAUUCAAGAAAAUGAGGAAAACAACACGCAGAACGAGCUUCCAAUCCGCUCUACGAGUACGACAAAAGCCGCGCAUGCUGCACACAACCACACCUCUAGGGAGCCGGUCUUACAGACAACCACUGACCUUGCCCGAACCUCUGAUGAAGCCCUCAGUAUGCAUGAGAAGGCUGCUGUGGCUUCUGCUGAGAUCGGGUGGGAUGCCGAGGCCAAGGAGAGCCCGACUGGCGCCGCCGAUGAGUGGGAGGAUGCAGAAGAGUCGCCGAGCCCGCCGGAUGAAACCCGCAAGGUUCCGGUCUACAAUUUUCCUAUCCGUCCCUUCAUUUCCAUUAGCCUGCAGUUCGACGAUAUCUCGAGUGUCGGGAUUCGUGAAAACGGUGUCAUGGAGAUCUCUCGACUUAGGAAGGAUUUCGACCAGCUUGACCGAUCUCUCGCUGCUGCCACCUCCAAGUACAUUGCAUAUGCCUUGACAAAGAAUGGCGGUAUGCGCAUCAUCAGACAAGACGAUGGGCGUGAUCGUCAAGUUUUCAAGCAUUCUCAUGAUCGAGUCUUCAACGUUGCCUUCUGCACCACCGCAAUGAGUGCUCCUCCAUCCGGGCAUCAAGCUAUCCUUGGUACCGGUGUCAGUGGCACGGUCUACUAUGCUACAGUCUCGAAAGAGGGCAAUGAUUUGUUCGAGAAGAACGAGCUUGACUCGGAGGCCCUGUCGUUUCCUCCAUGGCCCCCCGCUGAUGAGAAUUCAGCUGGUGGGGUCCUCAAGACUCGAGCUAAGCGAAGCUCUCGACAUCCUGAGUACUUUGCUAUAGGUCGGGGUAAAUCCAUUCACAUCAUCUGGCCAGAAACAACCGUGUUUGCGAAGUAUGGCAUCACUGAGUCAGAUCGUGAGGUCGACAUGGAAAAGCUGUACCAGGAACGCAACCUUCAAAUUGCCACUGGUAAGGCUGGGAAAGAUUUCGUUUUUAGCGAGGAUGAUUCAAUGAUCAUCUCACUCGACAAGACUGGCAGGCUUCGCUUCUGGGACAUUCGCCCUCUGACGGACGAGACAAAUGCGACUGCUGGCAGAGUUCCACCCAUCAAAAUUGAUACUCCUCUUCUGUCGCUCUCAACUGCCUCGCCUGCUGAAAAGUCCUGGCCAACUUCGGUUCUGAUGGUUGAUAAAUCACGUCCGUACUCGAAGGGCGGUGCGCAGCGGUACGUCUUAGUCGGUCUUCGACAGAACCAUACGCUACAGCUCUGGGAUAUUGCACUGGGCAAGGCAGUUCAAGAGGUCAACUUUCCUCACGAGAACGAGACAGACGGCGUCUGCAGUGUCAACUACCAUCCAGGCAGUGGUAUCAUCGUGGUUGGUCACCCGACCCGUAACUCCAUCUUCUUCAUUCACCUGUCGGCGCCUCGCUACACUCUAAGCUCGUCAAUCGACCAAGCCAGUUACGUCCAGCUCAUUGCUGCGAAGGAUCCUGAUGUACCCAAGCCUGACUCGACUGCGUGCAUGAGCGGCAUCCGCGAGAUCUCCUUCGCAUCCAAGGGUCAGCUCCGCAGCGUCGAGCUCUUGCCGCUUCACAAAUCUAAGAGUGGCAGUGCCGAGAAAGUGGUCACGGACCCUCUUUUCGAGCUUUACGCCGUCCACUCCAAGGGAGUCACAUGUUUGACUAUCACUAAAGAGGAUCUGGGCUGGGAUGCCGGUAGCAAAGUUAUUGAUGGCGUUGACGCGGUCAAGGCUGGUAUCGUGACGAUGAAGGAGCUCAAGCUCGGCGGAGUUAUUGAAGAGGCGGCUCGUAUCCAAAGCCCACCCGAGGAGCCAUCUUCGAGCGGCGGCAAGUCGAAGAAAAAAUCCAAGAAAGCUCAAAAAGCUGCAGAGCAGGUCCAGCCUGUGGCACCUGAGGUUGUGGAGCCCGCACCCCAGCCACCUGUCGCUGAAGCGGCUAACGGCAGCACGGCACCAUCUGAGCCCCUCGACGGAGAUCUGCUUCUGCCCAAGGAAACCAAGAAGAGCAAGAAAAAGGCAGCACAGGACCUUGCACAAGCCAAGGAUGUGUCGCGUACCGCAUCUCCCGCUCGACCCGAAGCUACCGGGACCACAGUUCCUGAAGAACCUGUGCCGGCCCCUGCUCCGGUUCAGUCAGUUGAAACUACCGCCAAAGAACCCGUUCCCGAACAAGUGUCGAUAGGAAUAUCUGGAGACUGGCUCGACAAGGAGAUGAAGAAGCUUGAGAAAGCUGUAUCGAAGGAGUUCAAGAAAGAGAUGGGCUCGUUGUACACGAACAUACAGAACGACAGGCUCGUGCAGGACUCAACCGCCAGUGCUCGACAGGAGGCGGUACUUCGCUUGGUGUCACAAACGUUGACCAAUAACGUUGAGAAGAGUAUCGCGAAUAUUGUCAGCGCUCAGAUCCAGCAAGUUGUCUUGCCUGCUAUUACUAGCGUCACCUCGCAGGCUAUCCAGACACAUGUUGGUGAUGCUGUGGCUCGCACGAUGCAGCAACUGAUGGGCCCGGAGCUCGGCAAACACAUCCCAUCUGCCGUCCAGACUGUUCUGACCAGCACACAAUUUGCCCGUUCAGUCCAAGAAUCGGUUUCUCAAAAGCUUACCAAGCAGUUAGACGGCCAUAUUGCCGAUGCCAUCAGCCGCAACGUCAGCGGCUCGCUGGUCACUGCUGCGGAGCAAGCCGCCGCUGAAGUCGAAGGACGGAUGAGCGCUCAGUUCCGCAAAUUGGACGAGGAGCGGCGUCGCGACACGGCGAGACUCGAAAAGCUAGGUGCCAUUGUCUCUGGUAUGGCUGAGACGCUGAGAACAAUGUCGGACACACAAGUCAACUUCCAGAGUCAGAUACUCCGAGACCGCCAGCAGCUGGCGCAAUACGCAGCGCCCGGCGCGUCGCAGCAGAUGUCGACCGCACAGAUGACACCUUCUCCUGCACCAAUUGCUCGACCCCUUGCCAUGAAGCCCAAGUCACAACGGGAGCUUGAGCAAGAUGACAUUGCAAGCAUGAUGAAGAGUGGUCGAUAUGAGGACGCGUCCAUCAAAUGGUUGAACUCGGAAUACCAAGCUCAACUGUUUGAUAACUUGUUCAUCCGCUUUACUCCAGAGUAUCUCUCCACGGAUGUCUCGGCGCUCGUGGCGUUCUCCAUUGCCGUCACUGUCUCGAAGAGUAUGGAGAAUAAUCUUGAGAGAAGACUGGAGUGGAUCAAUGCAGCUCUCGAUGCUGUUGAUUUCAAUGAUCGCGAGAUUGCUGAGCUAGCUAGUCAUGCUCCACAGCUAGUUGACAGCAUUAUUAGUAAGGUAGAAGCGCUUUAUAUGAGACUGUCUGAGGAGGAUGCGGCAAACGCGAUCAUCAGGCUCAUCCCGCCCGUUGCCCGCAAGGCGAGGAAUUUGAGGGCGGCACUGGCACCUGCAACUCACUAG
Molecule: messenger RNA, 4299 nt
Organism: Cyphellophora europaea CBS 101466
Lineage: Eukaryota; Fungi; Ascomycota; Eurotiomycetes; Chaetothyriales; Cyphellophoraceae
Exons: 2
Coding region: 1-4299 (1432 amino acids)
Biological process (GO): deadenylation-independent decapping of nuclear-transcribed mRNA
Cellular component (GO): P-body
Molecular function (GO): protein binding
Source: RefSeq, a predicted model, not a curated record